AUGACUUCACAUACCGCUCAGAACAUGGGGGCGUCACCACAGAGCGUGGAGAAGAUCACUCGAAUUGCCCAAGACUACGAGUACAACCCUCUAAUACCGCUGCGAAACUGGUUAAGAACUGCCUCUACGUUGAUUAGAGAGGCCCGGAUCUACGAACGAGAAGGACAUGACGAACAAACAUAUCUACUCUUGUUUCGACACGCACAGCUGGUGCUCGUGAACCUAGCAAAACACCCCGAAGCCAAAGAUGAGAAGUACAGAAAGGCUCUGAUGGAAGCCGAGAAAGAAGUUCAGAUCAAUCUGGGAAAACUUGAGGCGCUGAAACCCCGGAUCAACAAACGCUAUGAGCGUUUUGUUCAGUUGAUGCGUGAACGCCAAAGUCGAACCCCAUCCCACGAAACGAGCAGUGGCUCAUUGAACCAGACACAACCGUACGAUCCCGCGCUGGCGGGAGUUGUUGAACCCUUAGAGGCAGGAAAGAAUAGAGAUCUGGCCGUGCAGCUGGCCCGAACAGAGAUCAGUCGAAGAGCGACUGUGAGGAAAGCUUUGCGCCAGGCGGGUGUAUCACCCGGAGAAGAUCAGAGUCGCCGCACGGUGGGUGAUUGGGGCAACAGGGACGAUCGCUUGGACAAAAACGGGCCUGAUACGGACAAUGACUUGCGCCGCCGGAUUCAGGACGUCAGACUCAAUAUCGACCAGCAAGCCCAUACGGGUCUUCGCCAGCCGCAACAGAACAAGACCGUCGUACGUCCACCGACUUCUAUCUCGUCUACCUCUACGUACAAGUAUCCCACGGUACCCCGACAAAGGCCCUUGGAGUCCCUCCCAUCCACGGUGACAAAAUCGUCUCGAGAGAAAUUAGGUCUCCGCUCAGAACCUCCUUUACUGCCUCCAAAAGAGUUACCUGGUUCAAACCGUCCGGCUCCCGCCGCUGGGCUGUUGCCGCCACCACUGCCUGGCAAAAUAUCUCCAGCACCAGCUCCAGCUGUCCCAGAAAAAGCAUCAACAACAGCGGACAGUGGGAACUCGGGCUCAGGAUUGGACCCUUCCAGUUUCACCUUCAAACCUUCCGCAUAUCUCGAGAAUGGAACGCCAUUGCGCACCAUGUGGCUGCCACCGGAACUGCGGACACACUUCUUAGCUGUGGCCGCAUCUAAUACGCGCCGCAAUCUAGAAACAUGCGGCAUCCUCUGUGGUACUUUAAUCUCCAACGCACUCUUUGUGUCCCGAUUGCUUAUCCCGGAACAAACGGCGACGUCCGAUACCUGUGAAACUGUAAAUGAAACCGCGAUCUUCGACUAUUGCGAUUCAGAAGACCUGAUGGUGCUGGGCUGGAUCCACACACAUCCCACGCAGACAUGUUUCAUGAGUUCGAGGGACCUUCACACUCACUGUGGAUAUCAAGUGAUGCUCCCCGAGAGCAUUGCAAUCGUCUGCGCGCCAAGCAAAUCUCCAGAUUGGGGCGUGUUCCGACUCACCGAUCCUCCAGGGCUGAAGACGGUCCUCAACUGCACACAGACGGGCUUGUUUCAUCCUCAUGCCGAGGCCAAUAUCUACACUGAUGCGCUACGGCCUGGACAUGUCUUCGAAGCUAAGGGGCUCGAAUUUGAGACCGUAGAUCUACGUCCGAACGGAUCCUAG
This is a messenger RNA of Aspergillus clavatus NRRL 1, 1641 nucleotides long. RefSeq names its product putative endosome-associated ubiquitin isopeptidase (AmsH). The record is from RefSeq and is a predicted model, not a curated record. Gene Ontology annotation, molecular function: K63-linked deubiquitinase activity; protein binding; metal-dependent deubiquitinase activity. The transcript is spliced from 2 exons. Bases 1 to 1641 code for a protein of 546 amino acids. Gene Ontology annotation, biological process: protein K63-linked deubiquitination. Lineage: Eukaryota; Fungi; Ascomycota; Eurotiomycetes; Eurotiales; Aspergillaceae. Gene Ontology annotation, cellular component: endosome; membrane.